GGUCCCCGAGUCUCUUAGGAAAGCCCGGGUUGCUGGAGGCCUUGGCGGGACAGCCAGGGUGCGCCACAGGAUGGCCACUUCCUGACCACUCCAUACUCGCCUGUGCUGCCUCCACCUGGCUGUACGUCGAGCCCAGGCCGCGGCCUGACACUCCCGGAAUCGGAGAGUUGAGGGAGAAACGGGACGGAAAAGUACUGGGGGGAGAUGCGGAAGCCAGGCGGCGGGGACCUGGGCUGCGGGGGAAGAGCCUCUGCGACUCCCUCUAGCUGCCGGGCCACACGGACAGGUGAAAUGCAGGUGACCGCGGACCUAGGGCCUAGACGAGCCGGCCCUGCGGCCUCUCGAGAGGUGUCACACACCUGAAAGAAGAGAAUGUCAAGACGCAGUAGCCGUUUACAAGCUAAACAGCAGCCCCAGUCCAGUCAGACGGAUUCCCCUCAAGAAGCCCAAAUAAUUCAGACCAAGAAAAGAAAAACGACCCAGGAUGUCAAAAAAAGAAAAGAGGAGAAGGUCACUAAGAAACAUCAAUAUGAGAUUAGGAAUUGUUGGCCACCUGUAUUAUCUGGGGGGAUCAGUCCUUGCAUUAUUAUUGAAACACCCCACAAAGAAAUAGGAACAAGUGACUUCUCCAGAUUUACAAAUUACAGAUUUAAAAAUCUUUUUAUUAAUCCUUCACCUUUGCCUGAUUUAAGCUGGGGAUGCUCACAGGAUGUUUGGCUAAACAUGUUAAAAAAAGAGACCAGAUAUGUUCAUGAUAAACAUUUUGAAGUUCUGCAUUCUGACUUGGAACCACAGAUGAGGUCAAUACUUCUAGACUGGCUUUUAGAGGUAUGUGAAGUAUACACACUUCAUAGGGAAACAUUUUAUCUUGCACAAGACUUUUUUGACAGAUUUAUGUUGACACAAAAGGAUAUAAAUAAAAAUAUGCUUCAGCUUAUUGGAAUUACCUCAUUAUUCAUUGCUUCCAAACUUGAGGAAAUCUAUGCUCCUAAGCUCCAAGAGUUUGCGUAUGUCACUGAUGGUGCUUGCAGUGAAGAGGAUAUCUUAAGGAUGGAACUCAUUAUAUUAAAGGCUUUAAAAUGGGAACUUUGUCCUGUGACGGUCAUCUCCUGGCUAAAUCUCUUCCUCCAAGUUGAUGCUCUUAAAGAUGCUCCUAAAGUUCUUCUACCUCAAUAUUCUCAGGAAAAGUUCAUCCAGAUAGCUCAGCUUUUGGAUCUGUGCAUUCUAGCCAUCGAUUCACUAGAGUUCCAGUAUAGAAUACUGGCGGCUGCUGCCUUGUGCCAUUUCACCUCUAUUGAAGUGGUCAAGAAAGCCUCAGGUUUGGAAUGGGACAACAUAUCUGAAUGUGUCGACUGGAUGGUGCCUUUCGUCAGUGUAGUAAAAAGUACCAGCCCAGUAAAGCUGAAGAUUUUUAAGAAGAUUUCUAUGGAAGAGAGACACAAUAUACAGACGCAUACAAAUUACCUGGCUAUGCUGGAUGAAGCAAAUUAUGUAAACACCUUCAGAAAAGGGGGACAGUUAUCACCAGUGUGCAAUGGAGGCAUUAUGACACCACCCAAGAGCACAGAAAAACCACCAGCGAAACACUAAAGAAGUUAACUGAGCAAACAGGUUGGAACUGAUGGAGUGCUGCCUAGCACUUCAUAGAACUUAACUACUUUUACAGCAAAAUUGUGCUGUGACUGUCCUCACCAAUUCAGAAGUUUCACUGCCAUUCUCUGAUUUUAAAAACCACUUAAAAUUGGCACUAAGGAAGAAAUUUAUAAAAUUCCUAUGUUAGCUGUUUAAAGAAACAGCAGAACUUGUUUACAAAGAUGACUUCCUGCCCAACACUGACUGGAUAGAAGCCAGCCACAAUCUAUGCCAUAACAUUUUUUUUUUUUGAUCCAGUGUUAACUAUGUUUAUCUACAAACUAGGAAUUUUAUCAUUGGUGUUUUCGACUAGAUAAGCGCUACCUUAAAGGGUACAUUAAGUGAUAAUAGUACUUUGAAUCUAGUUUUUAGAUUCUCAAAAUUUAUCAUCAACUCUUGCCUAGUGCAAUUUGGUUCUUGAAAAUAAAAUUUAAACUUGUUUACAAAGGUUUAGUUUUGUACUAAGGUGACUAAUUUAUAGCUGCUUGUAGCAAGCUAUUAUAAAACUUGAAUUUUUAAAAAAUGGUGAACUUUAAUCCAUUUGACUUAUUUGCCAUGCCAUAACAUUUUUAACCAGUAGGGCUUAGAUGAAUAUGGUGUUUGAACUGUGCUCUAAACAGUGGGAAUACCAAAGAAAUUAUAAACAAGGUAAAUGCUGUGGUUCCUACUUGGGGCUUUGACAUAUAGAUUGCUUUAUAACUUUUUUGUACAUCACAAUUUGAGUGGAAAACUUAAGUAUUCUUUCAAACUAUUUACAUGAGAAAGUCACUUUAUUACUCUAAAAAGAAAAAUCCUUAGGGUUAUCACAAUUUAGUGUGACUAAGGCUUUAUUUAUGUUUGCAAAACUGUUAAGAUCCUUUUAAAAUUCCUACAUUAUGGGUUAAGGACAGUGUCAAAGUGAUGAAGCUUAACACUUGACCUAAACUUCUAUUUUCUUAAGGCAGUAAAUGUAUACUGAUUCCUAGAAAUCUAUUUAUUUAAAAAAAAGACAAAACCUUGACAUAAGAACUUGCUGUAUAUAGAUAGCUACUUCCACAUAAAUAUUGUAGUUUUUUUUAAAAUGAAAUUUCAGCCUCAAAAGUGGAUCUGAUUAGAAAAAUCAUACUAGAUUAUUAGUUUAUUCUGUUACUGGACAUGUGAAUCUUUUUUUCCUUUGAAGAAAUUAUAAAUUUAAGCUAUUGUUGUGGUAUGAAGUCUUCUGUACAGUUUUUGUUUUUAAACUAGUAUGUUUCAGCAUUUUGUCUGAAAAGAAAACACCACUAUGUACAUAUGUAUUAUAUAAACUUAAUCUUUUAAUACUGUUUAUUUUUAGCCCAUUGUUUAAAAAAUAAAAGUUAAAAAAUUUUAA
Molecule: messenger RNA, 2980 nt
Organism: Phacochoerus africanus (Common warthog)
Lineage: Eukaryota; Metazoa; Chordata; Mammalia; Artiodactyla; Suidae
Gene: CCNE2
Product: cyclin E2
Exons: 12
Coding region: 373-1590 (405 amino acids)
Biological process (GO): G1/S transition of mitotic cell cycle; regulation of cyclin-dependent protein serine/threonine kinase activity
Cellular component (GO): cyclin E1-CDK2 complex; nucleus; cyclin E2-CDK2 complex
Molecular function (GO): cyclin-dependent protein serine/threonine kinase regulator activity
Source: RefSeq, a predicted model, not a curated record